AUCACGCGCUGGCUUUGGCCCGAUUCAGUCAUCGCAGACAUACACUUCCGACAUGGCUGGAGUAACGAAACUGACAACAGGGCUGACAGGCCUGGCAGUAGCCAGACAUCCUCACCAGUCAUUGAAAGUGUUGUAUGAAAAGACACUGAGGACUUUACAGAAGAUGCCUUCAAAUGCUGGCUACCGCAAAUAUACAGAACAGAUUGUCAACGACAGGAUGCAUAUUGUGCAGACUGAGACUGAUGUUGCCAAGCUGGAACAGAAGAUAAAUGGUGGACAAGUAGAAGAGCUUAUUUUGCAGGCUGAGAGGGAACUCAUGUUAUCGAGAAAGAUGCUACAGUGGAAAGCAUGGGAGCCUCUGGUUGGGGAAGCACCAAAGAAUCAAUGGCAGUGGCCCUUGUAACUGUAGACACUAGACACUGAUAUCAAUAUACAUAGAAUAAUAUACAUGGCAUCGACAUCUGAUCCUGUUGGUUUUUGUGCUUGCAAAGUGAAGACAUUGCAGCCACUGAAGAGCUCCAUGAUGACUCGGGUUGAAUCAUCUGUUUCCUGAACACUGGGUGUUUUGAACAUUAUUAACAUUAUCUGUGAGCGAGUGUGUUUGUCAGAAUAAAAUGUUCCAAUAUA
Haliotis rubra (blacklip abalone) is the source of this 627-nucleotide messenger RNA. Its product is annotated as NADH dehydrogenase [ubiquinone] 1 alpha subcomplex subunit 5-like. The record is from RefSeq and is a predicted model, not a curated record. Lineage: Eukaryota; Metazoa; Mollusca; Gastropoda; Lepetellida; Haliotidae. Gene Ontology annotation, biological process: respiratory electron transport chain. The transcript is spliced from 5 exons. The coding region runs from base 53 to 403 and encodes 116 amino acids.